This is a messenger RNA of Kuraishia capsulata CBS 1993, 3447 nucleotides long. RefSeq lists its product as uncharacterized. The record is from RefSeq and is a predicted model, not a curated record. NCBI's taxonomy places the organism in Eukaryota, Fungi, Ascomycota, Pichiomycetes, Pichiales, Pichiaceae. Gene Ontology annotation, molecular function: mRNA binding. Bases 1 to 3447 code for a protein of 1148 amino acids. Gene Ontology annotation, cellular component: catalytic step 2 spliceosome. The transcript has a single exon.
AUGGAUUUUCACGAGAAGCUGAAGAAGGUGGAAAAGUUUGCUCACUCGAAAUGGAACAGUCCAAAACAAAAAACAUUGGACAACACAGUCACCCAAACAAUAUACAGUGAGCUAUCCGCUGAACCUCCAGUGCCGAGAGCUUAUCUGGAUGUGUUGGUGAGAACCAAGUAUGUACAGAAUUGGCUCUGGAGAUACUUCCACAGAGACAUUUCCGAAUCGCAUUUGUUGUCGUUGGUGAUACUUGCAAACUACCAUCCACAGUUACUGGUUGUACUGUUAGAUGAUAAGGUAAAAACAAGGGAACUGCUCGCUCGAUUAAUUUCCCAGUACAAUUCCACAAAUUCAAUCAAUUCAAAAGUUCUUAUUUUGGGGUUUUGGUCCAAUGUGGUGAGUUUUCCAUCGAAUUCAGUUCCAUGGGAUGAGAUCUUUGGAGUACUGGCUCUUGAUGACUUAGAGUAUCAUUCUACUGUGUACGAGAAGGAGCUUGAAGAAGCCAAAAUACAGUUUGAGAGUCUAGGAGAUGACGAAAAGGGUGAUUCUUACAUGCUCAAAGGUUGGAUGUACACCAUCAUAGAAAUCGCAUACCAUGAGACAGUCUCUCUUACUGAUAAGAGGUUGAGACGGGCUCUGUUUGUGUUUUUGUUGGACAGUUUGUCAAAUAAAAGGUGUACUUAUCUUAGCACUCUGCUUUUUGAAACGAACAUUGCCAAUCUAAGAUGGUGUGGUGAAGUCAUGAGAAAAGAUUCAGAGCUUAUUGCUCUGUACGAUGAUCUGAUAUACGGACUCAGUCAUUUCAAAAGUCCCCGUGAUCAACUCCUCAACAUCCAAAAACUUGCCAUCCAGGGAAAUUUUGACAAAAAACUGGAUUUUGUGCUGGACACAAAUGAUCCAGAGAUGAUAAACGAAUCAAGUCUUUCUAAGCUUACUGAAGGAGAGUUAAAAGAACUGAGUGUCCAGUGCCGCACGAGUUCAAAAUUAUUUGACUCGAUGGAUACAAGGAAAGGUUUAAUGAUUGCAUUGUUACCACAAAAUGCUAGAGAUCGUCUAUACGAUUUGAGAAUAUUACCCACUUCGUCCUUGAUAUACCCUGAGAGCGCUCUCUCCUCGAACAAAUGCUACUUUAGCAAAGAGGAUCUGUUUUAUCGCAAGUUUCUCUCCGAGAAAGCAAAUUUCUACUCUGAGAUCAGCUCUUAUCUGGCAAAGAUAAUUGGGAAGCCUGCGGGAAAGUCAAUCAUUAAUUUGAUUUCAGAGGUUGAAGUCCAAAGAACAUCUCGUCCUAUCAUAGACUCCGAGACCAAUUUGAGCGUGAUUCUAGAAAUAAUCUUGGAGAAAGGCAAUUACGACACUUUGGAUGUCAAAGGGAAUUCUUUGAAGGGUUCACCUGUUUUACUACUGGCUGAGUCUGGGGGUGCAGCUAGCAUAGCCUUGGGAGGAGAGCUGAUUUCUGUGCAGAGAGAGAAGUCCAAGCGCAAAAUCAAAGUCAGUGUUGGUUCAGAUGUUGAUGAUGAGUUCGUGAAGAAUUUGCAUCUCGUUACAAGACUUCCCAAAGCUUUGAAAUCAAAAUUUGAAGAUCUCAAGAGCAUAAAGUAUUCAUUUCAGCAUUCUGAAACUGUUGCCAUUCCUGAUUGGAUUGCUGACACAAUUCUGGGAGCAGAGAAUGCCAGGCCUGUGCCUGGACCCUCUGUGUUUAAGUUUGGUUCCGUUUUUGAAUCUUAUCCUGAACUGGAAAAGUCGCUUGCUUCUUGGGAAGUUACGCUGGAGACGCAGGAGCAACAACCGGGACAGAAAAAACGAAAAGGAGCCAAAUUCGAGGGAAAUUCCACUGCUGAAUCGCCUUUUCUGGUAAGAAUUGGAAAGAGUAAAGCAAAGGUUGUUCCAUAUGAAUCGAUUGCGGGCUUCAAGAAUGAUCUGGAGUUGACGUUGAGUUCUGCCCAGACUGACGCUAUGGUUAGCAUUCUAAAAGAUGGACUUGUUUCUAUUGAAGGCCUUCCAGGAACUGGCAAGAAUUCGGUGUUGGCUUCUGCAAUUUCAAUUAUCAGUUCUUCUUUCCCCAAAGAACGGGUCUUGAUUAUUGGUCGUUCGAACGGGUUGCUAGAAAAGAUUUCGUCUAGCCUCGAAUCUUGUGGACUAACCAUAUUGAAUUUGUGCAAGGCUAGUAACCCUCAGCUGCCAUCUUUGUUGGAGCAAGUUGACCAUUUAGCAGAAAGUUUGGGCAUAGUCGGAGAGUAUGGCAAUGAUCCAACUUCCGCCGCCGCUCUUCUGGAAGAGAUCGAAAGAAGGUGGACAAGAUUCCUGGAAACUGUGCACAGCCGGGGCAUUUCUAACGAGGUGAUUAGUGAGGAGUAUCCCUUCGUUUAUGAAUUCGAUCCCUCUGUGGAGGCUCGCAAGAAUAUGCUGCUUGCCAUAUCGAACUACAAUGAGACCAUUGAUUUGUUCCGAAGGGUGGAACAGUCCAAAUUUGAGAAUCUUCCAAGUGACUCAGAAACCUUGAGAGCUAAUGUUAAGCUAAUAGCCUCUGCCAAUGUUGUGAUCAUGAGGCAGUCCCAUUUGACCGCGCAUAUAGAAAACAAUAUCAAAUUCAGGUUUGACUCGUUGUUCAUGCUUUCGUCCGAGUCGUUAGAAGAAGUCGAUUUUGCAAGGUGCUUCUCAGUAUUGAGUUCACAAGCACUGUUGAAAAGAGUUGUGUUUGUUGGUACAGGGUUGAGACAUGAUGAUUCGGCUCUGAUUGUCGAUAGAAUGGACAAGUUCAAGGGUGUGAAGAAGAUGAAUCUACUCGAGCAGUAUGUGCAAAGUGGAGAGAUCGGCCGUUUGAUCGGCUAUUCAAAGGACCAAACUAAGUCCUUAAUGACGACCAAUCACUUCAAUCCAGGAUUCGCCCAAAUCUGCCAACUUAUUGAUGUUGCGGAAUACAACGGGAGAUCGCCAGUUUCCGAGCUGAGCCCAGGCGUCUUUCAGAACGUCGCGGAAGCGGAAUACGCGGUUGCCAUUUACACGUAUAUGGCAUUGCUCAAUUAUCCAUUGAACCAAAUCACCAUAUUGACCUCCUCGAAUGCGCAGAAGAGCCUGAUAGAUGAGGUAGCCAGCGUAAGACUGGGCGAUCAAAAUAUCGCACUUCCAGAAGUUGCUACUACUUACGAGUUUGAGGGACAACAACAAAAUUAUGUGAUAGUAUCGUGUGUUCAUGGAGACCUAUUGCAAUCGCGGAUGGAGCUGGAGCGCCUAAUUGCAAGUUCCGGAUUGGGACUCUACAUACUGGGUGACUUCGAGAGGCUUAGGUCUACUGAAGGUAUACGUCUAGAACAAACCGCGGCAGAAACAAACCUCAAAUUGGUUGAGGGUGAAAAGCAUGGAGAGGAGAGACAGGUUAAGAGAAAGGCUCUUGUCAUGAAGGAUUUGGCUCAAUUUGGAAAGCUCGUCCACGAUAUGUUAGCCUCGAAAAUAGACUAG